Molecule: messenger RNA, 2717 nt
Organism: Corylus avellana
Lineage: Eukaryota; Viridiplantae; Streptophyta; Magnoliopsida; Fagales; Betulaceae
Gene: SDD1
Product: Subtilase family protein
Biological process (GO): proteolysis
Molecular function (GO): serine-type endopeptidase activity
Source: RefSeq, a predicted model, not a curated record
AACAAAGAUUAACAGAAUUUGAAUCUAACGGGCCUCAUAUUUAAUGUAUUAAAGCUAACCAAAACAUCUCGUGAAGCUUAUAAGCAAGCAGCUCUCUCAGCUCCUCCAAGAAACCAGAGCCUAGCUAGCUCUCUGUGUCUGAUCCCCAACAAAGGAUCCUCGUGAUGGAGAGCUCUUAUGUUUCACGAGUUUCAUAUUUCACACUCAGAAACCCAGAUUUGAAUCUUCUCCGAUUCCUUCAAAUACCUCACAAUUCUUCCACAACAUCAUGCAUCAAACUCCAAGCAUCUUUGUCUUAAUCUUUUACCAUGGAAGCCAAAAUCCAGCUCUGCUUUUCUGCCCUUCUACUCUGUCUUGUUUGCCUCAAUGCCAGCACUCUCCAAACCUACAUAGUUCAGCUCCACCCACAUGGUAUAAGCAGCUCUUUGCUCACCUCCAACCUUUCAUGGCAUCUCUCAUUUCUUGAACAAACCAUUUCUUCCGAAGAAGACGCUUCUCGCCGCCUUCUCUACUCUUACCAUUCUGCCAUGGAAGGUUUUGCAGCUCAGCUGUCUGAGUCCGAGGUGGAGUCCUUGAAAAAGUUGCCUGAUGUCAUUGCAGUAAGACCUGACCGGCGGCUCCAGAUUCACACUACAUAUUCUUACAAAUUCUUAGGACUCAACCCCUCAAGAGGAAGUACUUGGUAUAACUCCGGAUUCGGUCGAGGAUCAAUAAUAGGGGUGCUCGAUACCGGAGUUUGGCCUGAAAGUCCGAGCUUCGACGAUCAUGGAAUGCCUCCAGUUCCCAAAAAAUGGAGAGGCAUUUGCCAAGAAGGGCAGAGCUUCAGUUCCUCAAAUUGUAACCGGAAACUCAUCGGUGCGAGGUUCUAUACUAAGGGUCACCUAGUGGCUUCCAUGUCGCCAUCACCAAAUAUUGUUCAAGAUUAUGUGUCUCCAAGGGAUGCCCACGGCCAUGGAACGCACACAUCCUCAACAGCUGGGGGAGCUGCAGUUGCAAUGGCCAGUGUUUUCGGCAAUGGAGCUGGUGUGGCUCGAGGGAUGGCUCCCGGUGCCCACAUUGCCAUGUAUAAGGUUUGCUGGUACAAUGGCUGCUAUAGUUCUGAUAUCCUGGCUGCAAUGGAUGCUGCUAUUAGAGAUGGAGUUGACAUUCUCUCCCUCUCUCUAGGCGGCUUCCCACUGCCAAUUUAUGAGGAUAGCAUUGCAAUUGGCAGUUUUCGAGCAAUGGAGCAUGGAAUUUCAGUCAUUUGUGCAGCAGGAAACAAUGGACCAAUUGAAAGCUCAGUUUCUAAUGAAGCUCCUUGGAUUGCAACCAUUGGUGCAAGCACACUUGACAGGAGAUUUCCAGGUAUAGUUCGAAUGGGUAAUGGAGAAGCCCUCUAUGGAGAAUCCAUGUACCCUGGGAACCGGUUUAUGACCACUGGAAGAGAGCUGGAGCUGGUUUAUCUGACAGGUGGAGACAAGGGAAGUGAGUUUUGCUUCCAAGGGUCUCUACCAAGAGAAAAAGUUCGAGGCAAAAUGGUGAUAUGUGACCGAGGUGUCAAUGGACGUGCUGAAAAAGGUCAAGUUGUGAAGGAAGCUGGUGGUGCUGCAAUGAUAUUGACAAAUACAGCCAUCAAUCUGGAGGAGGAUUCAGUUGAUGUCCAUGUUUUGCCUGCAACACAGGUCGGUUUUGACGAAUCUGUUCGCUUAAAGGCUUACAUAAACUCUACAAGAAAGCCUACAGCUCGAAUCGAAUUCGGGGGAACUGUGAUAGGGAAGUCCAGGGCUCCAGCAGUAGCUCAGUUUUCAGGAAGAGGACCAAGUUUUACAAACCCUUCAAUCCUCAAACCAGACGUGAUUGCUCCUGGUGUCAACAUAAUUGCUGCUUGGCCUCAAAACCUAGGCCCUACUGCCCUUCCAGAAGAUCCUAGAAGAGUAAAUUUCACUGUCAUGUCCGGGACUUCCAUGGCUUGUCCCCAUGUCAGUGGCAUUGCUGCUCUUAUCCACUCAGCUCACCCCAAAUGGACCCCUGCAGCUAUUAAAUCUGCAAUUAUGACAACUGCUGAUAUAACUGACCAUUCAGGGAAACCUAUAAUGGAUGGUGACAAGCCAGCAGGAGUUUUUGCCACUGGAGCUGGGCAUGUGAAUCCUGGAAAGGCCAUUGAUCCUGGGUUGAUAUAUGACAUCAGGCCAGAUGAGUAUAUCACUCAUCUAUGCACACUUGGGUACACAAAAUCAGAAAUUUUCUCUAUUACUCACAUGAAUGUGAGCUGCCAUGAACUUUUGCAGAUGAACAGAGGUUUUAGCCUUAAUUACCCCUCCAUUUCGGUAACCUUCAAGCGGGGACUGACAAGGAAGGUGAUCAAAAGGCGACUAACGAAUGUGGGGACUCCUAAUUCCAUUUAUUCAGUGGAAGUGAGGGCACCAGAGGGAGUCAAAGUGAUAGUUAAACCUCGAAAGCUAGUUUUUGAACACAUAAAUCAAAGUUUGAGCUAUAGCGUAUGGUUUAUAUCAAGCAAGAGAGCAGGAACACAGGGUGAGUUUGCACAGGGGGAUUUGACUUGGGUGCAGUCCAGCAAUAGUUUUUACAGGGUUAGAAGCCCCAUUUCAGUAACUUGGAAGGCUAAGCAGUAGGGCUAAUAACAGUAGUAGCAUGACUAUAAGUCUGCUCAUUUAGGAAAAAUAACCUAUUGUUAUUACUCGAGGAUUUAUGUUCAUGAAGAUUUGAUGCAAGAGUUU